Phytophthora sojae is the source of this 1014-nucleotide messenger RNA. RefSeq lists its product as hypothetical. Lineage: Eukaryota; Oomycota; Peronosporomycetes; Peronosporales; Peronosporaceae. The transcript has 5 exons. Bases 1 to 1014 code for a protein of 337 amino acids. The record is from RefSeq and is a predicted model, not a curated record.
AUGCUGUCGACGGCGCGGCUGCUACGGCUCGCGCUGAGGCAGGCGGGCCCCGCCAGCGCGACGCUGCAACUGCGGAACCUUCAUGCGUCUGCUGUGGUGCCGGCUCGACGCAAUCGCAGAGGCUCGCCCAGCGGUUCGUCCUCCAAGCCAGCGGCGGUUUUCCAAGGCGGCGAGGGUGAUGAUGAGGAGUUCGCCAAGUGGUUCGAGGAGAUGCAGAAGCAGUAUCCGAGCAAGGCCCAGGUGCAAGAAGAGGAGGAGCUGCCGGAGACGAUGGAGCUGGUCGAGGAGGAGGAAGACGAGCACGACGACGGCGAGGACCCGGAUGAGGAGACCGAAAAGUUCCUGGAUGAGGCUGAAGAGCUCUUCCGCCUCAGUCCUGCUGAGUUCCAGAAGCGAAUGGACUCGUUCGACCAGCGCCACGCUGACGAGAUCGAUGACGAGGACGAGGAAGACCCCGACGACAUUGAGCGCGCCACGGAGCGUAUCCCGAAGAAGAAGCUGCUGAAGGUGCUGGGAGAGCUGAACCCGAACAGUGCGUCGACGGGCAAGAACGCGGAGCGCAUGCCGAACCCGGGCCUGAAAACCAAGAACAUGGCGCCACUGGAGAAGAAGCCCAAGCAGCCUAAGGCUGAGCGCGUGACGUAUCGCCAGGAGAGCGUGGGUAUUGCCGUGCUGGAAUUUGUGCAGAACCUACUGAUGGAGGACGCUGAUGUGUCGGGGGCUGAUAUUGUCCCUACCAUUGUCGAGGCGAACGUGUCUCCUGACCUGCGCCGGGUCGUGCUCUUCUGGGAACCUGUACGCUUGAACUCGGAGAACCAGAAGAUUGGAAAGAAGAAAAUCGAGGCUGUGAAGAACCGACUUCAGCGCCAGGAGCGUUGGGUCCGCCGUAACGUCACUCAGCACCUGAAUCUGAAGUACUCUCCUGUCGUCCAGUUCAAGCAGCAGACGGAAGCCAAGGCCGAAGAGGCACGGACGCUGUUUGAGGACGAGAUGAAGUGGCUAGACAGAGUGUAA